Messenger RNA from Solanum verrucosum, 1416 nucleotides. RefSeq names its product nucleosome assembly protein 1;3-like. The record is from RefSeq and is a predicted model, not a curated record. NCBI's taxonomy places the organism in Eukaryota, Viridiplantae, Streptophyta, Magnoliopsida, Solanales, Solanaceae. Gene Ontology annotation, biological process: nucleosome assembly. The transcript is spliced from 10 exons. Gene Ontology annotation, molecular function: histone binding; chromatin binding. Gene Ontology annotation, cellular component: nucleus; chromatin.
AUGACUAAUUUGAACAUAUAUCAGACCCAUCUCUACCCAUUCACCGCUGAUGCCGCCGCUUCGUAUGCUGAAUAUCGUUCUGAGUUGGAGAUUGAACGGAAGGUUGGUUCGUUUUUAUGUGUUUUUGUUCUAUUUUCGUUCAAAUAUUUCACUUUGUUUUCUUGUAUAUUGUAGUAAUUUCUAUUGUAUUGGAAAUGUCUAUUGUAUUGGAAGCGUGUGGAGGCUUUGAGAAACCUUCAGGGUCAACCUGUUGCGCUGAAAGCUUUAUUGUCAGAGGAGAAGGCUGUACUUAAAGCUGGUUAUGAGAAGGUGUUUGAAUCACUGCACACGAAGAGUGAACGUGAUGGGCUUAAAGCUUUAUUUUCGAAGGAGAAGGCUGUACUUGAAGCUAAAUAUGAGAAGCUGCAUGGAUCGUUGAACUCGAAGAGAUAUGAAAUAGUAAAUGGUGUUGUUGAAGUGAAAGGUGAUAAUAUGGGGACAGGAGAUGAGAAAGGUGUUCCCAACUUCUGGCUGACUGCAUUGAAGUCCUAUGCGAAAUACGAAGAGGAGAUCUACAUCUCAAAGCGGGAUCAAGAAGCUUUAAAAUUCCUCAAGGAUAUUAAGUGGUGCAGGGUCGAUCAUCCAAAGGGUUUUAAGUUUGAUUUCUUUUUUGAUACAAACCCCUUUUUCAAGAAUUCUGUAUUGACAAAGACCUGUCACAAAAGGGUAAAUAUGGCUAUGGCAGAAGACGUAACAUGGACGGAUAUUGAAUGGUUUCCAAGAAAAUGCUUGACAAAGAAGAUUGUAAAAUGCAAUCCAAAUAAGAGGUUAAUAAGUGCUAAACCAAUGAUCAGAACUGUCAAUUGUCAAAGUUUUUUCAGUUUUUUCAAACAGCCACCGGUCACAGAACUCCUGUAUCAUAUGCAAGCAGAGAUGAGGAAUUGUGAAAUUGGGUCUAAGAGUAAAUGUGAUGUUAUAUUUUCUGCUUCCAUUCACAGCUCAAUAAUUCGGAACAAAAUAAUCUCUCAAGCAGUGUUGUGGUUUACUGGUGAGGCUAAACAUGAUGAAGACGGCAAUGAUUAUGAUGACGAAGAUGACGACGAUGACGACGAUGAUUAUGCUUAUGAGGACGACAACAACGAUGACGACAAUGGUUAUGAUUAUAAUUAUGAUGAUGUCGACAACAACGACGAUGAAUAUGCCGAGUAUUAUGAUGGGGAAGACGAGGAAGAAGAAGAGAAGCCCGAAAAGAAGGUGACAUUUGUUUUCCCUGCUUCUAUUCAACUAAUUUCCUUGCCGCACAGUUUUCUCUACCCUAAAAAAUUGAAAAGGGUCCUCUUCAUUUUCUUUCAGCUCUAUUCUCCGGUGAUUCCUAUCUCCAUUUUACCCUUUCCUCUCCUCCAUUUUACUCUUCUACAGUUUUUUCCUUAUUACUGA